Tarenaya hassleriana is the source of this 1652-nucleotide messenger RNA. RefSeq names its product BTB/POZ domain-containing protein At3g49900-like. NCBI's taxonomy places the organism in Eukaryota, Viridiplantae, Streptophyta, Magnoliopsida, Brassicales, Cleomaceae. Gene Ontology annotation, molecular function: protein binding. Bases 121 to 1614 code for a protein of 497 amino acids. The transcript is spliced from 4 exons. The record is from RefSeq and is a predicted model, not a curated record.
GUUAUUACACCCUUUACUCCCAGUUCUUCCCCUCCCAUUCUCAAACCCUAACCGACGAAUUCAAAACCUCCAUAAAAACUUGUAGUUUUAUUCUCUUUCGAACCAAAAAAGAGAGAGAGAAUGAAGGGCUGGACGAAUCUAGGAGUUGUGGAUACGAUAUAUGAAGAGGAAGACAAUGGCUACUCUUCAUCUUCAUCUUCUUCUUCUUCGUCUCUUUCACUUCAACGUAUAGAUCUCUCCUCUCCUUCCCCUCCUCUUAAAUCCAGACUCCAGGAAAUAUGGUCAUUGGCUAGGGAUUCUGCGCCGGAUGUGCUUGUACAUGUGAAAGGAACAAGCUUCCAUCUGCACAAGGAUCCUCUGUCCAAAAGAAGUGGGUAUUUAAGACGCCACCUAACGGGCGUCUCAGAAUUAACUCUCUCCCCGCCGUUAAACGUAACGGCCAAGACGUUCUCUUUAGUGGCAGAUUUCUGUUACGGCGCGCAUGUCCAGUUAACGCCGUUAAACCUCACUUCCCUGAGAGUUGCUGCCGAGCAGCUUCUGAUGACGGAGAACGACGGAGACGGUCGGGAGAACCUCAUGCAGAUAACGGAGUCGUACUUUCGGCGAGUCGUAUCCGUAAGCGUAGAUCACACGCGCGUUGUUCUCCGUUCCUGCCUUCUUAUGCUUCCUGAGUCGGAAACUACGGCGUUUCUGCUCGGCCGGUGCAUCGAAGCGUUGACUUUGACGGAAGACGGAGACGGCAUAGACGAUUUCCUCGGUGAUGCCGUUAGACUUGACGCCGGUGAUUUCGUGAUCGUCGCCCAGGCCGUGCGGCGGCGGUUCCCGCGCCACGACUUGCUAUACAGGAUCGUCGAAGCUUACGUGAAGGAGCAAGACGGAAAGAUAACGGAGGAAGAGAAGGUUCUGGUAUGCAGUGCGAUAGACUGCGGCAAGCUCUCGCCGCCGUUACUCCUCCACGCGGUCCAAAACCCGAUAAUGCCCCUGAGGUUCAUCGUACGCGCCAUGCUUCAGGAGCAGCUCAACACGCGCCGCUCGAUUCUAGCCGACGCUGGUGGAAACCGGCAGAGCGCCGCCGCGAGAAGCUCCUCCGUAACGCUCGGCUCGAUUCUCCAGAGAGACUCCGCGGCGCGGCAAACUGCUAGGCUCAGAGCCACGAUGGAGUCCACCAGCUCGAGAAUAGAGAGCCUGGAGAAAGAGCUCAACGCCAUGAGGAAGAUCAUCUCCGAAGAAUCCGAGAUGCAGAGAUCGGGUGGGAUCGGGUCGAGAAGCGUGCUGGAUUCCGGUCGAUCGGCGAGCUUCCAUUGCGUUUUCCCGCCAAGUGAGGGAAAGAUAGAGAGAGGAGAGAGAGGAUCAGCGUCGUCGCUCGGCACGACAUUCAGGAGAGGAGGCGGACACAGCGGCACGAGAGCGGUGGCUCCGUCGUCUUCCUCCGCCGGAUCGGCCGCCGGGAAAAGCAGCGGUAAAAGAAAUAUUGGGAGAAAGCUGAUAAAUGGAAUAAAAAGUGCUUUAUGGCGAUCCAAACCAACUCCGCAUAAAAGCCCCUCCAUCAUAGACGACAUUUACGAUGAUUUGGAGGAUUUCGUCUGCAUCAAGAAUGAUAACUCGCAUUUGUAAUUCAUUUCAUUACAGUUUAUUACAAAAUUCCAAAAUCA